This is a messenger RNA of Ilex paraguariensis (yerba mate), 1822 nucleotides long. The record is from the annotation of a GenBank genome assembly. NCBI's taxonomy places the organism in Eukaryota, Viridiplantae, Streptophyta, Magnoliopsida, Aquifoliales, Aquifoliaceae.
CUUUCGAUUACUCUCCUCUGUUGAUUACCCAGCUCGAGAAAUGGCCAUGGCCUGCAAUCACAGUUAUCAUCUUCUCUCCCCAAAACUCCAAACCUCUCUCUGCAACUCUCCAAUCUUCUCUUACAGUUCACUGAAAUUCCCUCUAGGCUCUACAUCUCACAGCCCCAUACGAGUUAGUUCUCGAACUAUUGCUCCACCAACUACUAGUAGCUUCACCUGGGAAGACAUUUUUCAAAUCGCUCAAGAACAACGCGACGACUCCUCCGAUCUUCAAGGGUUUUUCGACAGAGUCGCGUACUGCAAUCGCAAUCCUGAAAAGCACUCUGAUUUUAUUCCGUUCGUUAUUGAGGACCAGAUUAUUGGCUAUGUUCACAAUGAUUUCACCAACCAUCUGAGAAGGUUCGUGGAUGUCUUUGUUUUCAUCAACGAUAAUUCUUACGGCAGCCAUUUUGGAUACCAUGUCACCCUACAUCCAAGCCUGACAACACCAGAUGAUAGGUCUAGUGCUGUUGACAAUGUAGUGAAGUGCUUAGGAGAAGAGUUAUUUCCCCGUAUACAGAAUGAGCGAUAUCCUGUCAUGUCAUCUUAUGGGACACCAGUAUUUUUCUCGCUAGAGCGUGCAGCGGCUCCUUACUUUGGUAUAAAGGUGCCAUUCGCCUUCUUUCGAUUACUCUCCUCUGUUGAUUACCCAGCUCGAGAAAUGGCCAUGGCCUGCAAUCACAGUUAUCAUCUUCUCUCCCCAAAACUCCAAACCUCUCUCUGCAACUCUCCAAUCUUCUCUUACAGUUCACUGAAAUUCCCUCUAGGCUCUACAUCUCACAGCCCCAUACGAGUUAGUUCUCGAACUAUUGCUCCACCAACUACUAGUAGCUUCACCUGGGAAGACAUUUUUCAAAUCGCUCAAGAACAACGCGACGACUCCUCCGAUCUUCAAGGGUUUUUCGACAGAGUCGCGUACUGCAAUCGCAAUCCUGAAAAGCACUCUGAUUUUAUUCCGUUCGUUAUUGAGGACCAGAUUAUUGGCUAUGUUCACAAUGAUUUCACCAACCAUCUGAGAAGGUUCGUGGAUGUCUUUGUUUUCAUCAACGAUAAUUCUUACGGCAGCCAUUUUGGAUACCAUGUCACCCUACAUCCAAGCCUGACAACACCAGAUGAUAGGUCUAGUGCUGUUGACAAUGUAGUGAAGUGCUUAGGAGAAGAGUUAUUUCCCCGUAUACAGAAUGAGCAGCGAUAUCCUGUCAUGUCAUCUUAUGGGACACCAGUAUUUUUCUCGCUAGAGCGUGCAGCGGCUCCUUACUUUGGUAUAAAGGUUUAUGGAGUUCACUUGAAUGGCUAUGUUGAAAGAGAUGGGCAAAAAUAUCUGUGGAUUGCUAAGAGAAGUGAUUUGAGACCCACCUACCCAGGGAUGCUUGAUCAUAUAGCUGCCGGAGGAUUGCCUCAUGGGGUUUCCUGUGGAGAGCAUCUUGUGAAGGAAUCUGAAGAGGAGGCAGGGAUACCAAGUUCCAUUGCCAAUAAAGCAAUACCAGUGGGUGCUAUCUCCUACACAGACAUUAAUGGAUAUAUAUACAAGAGGGAUGUUGUAUUUUGCUACGAUUUAAAGCUUCCUGAAGGUUUUACUCCUAAGAAUCAGGAUGGAGAAGCAGAGAGCUUCAAAUUGAUCCCUGCAACACUUGCUGCAAACAUAGUUAGAAGGGGACAGAUAUUUAAAGCAAAUUGCAAUCUUUCCAUGAUUGAUUUCCUGGUUCAACAUGGGUACAUCAAGCCAGAAGAUUUUGGAUACUUGAAGCUAGUGCAAAGUUUGAGGAGCGGAGAUUGCUCCUGA